Peniophora sp. CBMAI 1063 is the source of this 423-nucleotide messenger RNA. The record is from the annotation of a GenBank genome assembly. NCBI's taxonomy places the organism in Eukaryota, Fungi, Basidiomycota, Agaricomycetes, Russulales, Peniophoraceae.
AUGUCUUCCAAUCACCUCGCGUCCUGCAUAUUCUGCAAGAUCAUCAAGGGGGAAAUACCGAGCUUCAAGCUCAUUGAGACUGCGACCUCCUUCUCGUUCCUUGACAUCGGCCCUCUCGCGAAGGGUCACUCGCUCGUGAUCCCCAAGUACCAUGCCGCUAAGUUGCACGAGCUCCCUGACGAGUACCUCGCCGACUCCAUGAUCAUCGCGAAGAAGAUCGCUGCAGCUCAAGGUCUCGAGAACUACAACCUGCUCCAGAACAACGGCCGCAUCGCACACCAAGAAGUCGACCACGUCCACUUCCACGUCAUCCCCAAGCCCUCCGCCACCGACAAAGAAGGCCUCGUCGUCGGCUGGCCAGUGCAGGAAAUCUCGAAGGAGGACCUGGCGAAGUUCCACGAGGAGCUCAAGAACAAGCUUUGA